This is a messenger RNA of Colletotrichum acutatum, 861 nucleotides long. RefSeq lists its product as uncharacterized. Bases 370 to 861 code for a protein of 163 amino acids. The transcript is spliced from 2 exons. The record is from RefSeq and is a predicted model, not a curated record. Lineage: Eukaryota; Fungi; Ascomycota; Sordariomycetes; Glomerellales; Glomerellaceae.
GAUGGAUACAUAAGCAGAGAGCUCCCAAGCUCUCUCGAGGAGGGCAGCUUUCAACAGAUUCUGUCAGUGGACUCGCCCCGUGCCAGCAUUAUCCUACCGGCUUACACUUAGAACCACUUCAGCCAGGAUCCAAGUCAAGUUAGAGAUUUGGCUCAAGCUCCCAAUAGGUAGUACUCAAUAUGCCGGAGGCUUUUACCAGAUGCUGCAGCAGGCGUGACGGGGAUGGUGACUUCAUGCUCGAUCAUCCUGUCCGGGUCAAAAUAGGAUUUGGUCUUCGCUUUGACCAGCAUAGAUCGUUCUACGAUUUCUUUUAGGACGAAGCCUUUCUUUUGUAAGGUCAUUUUCGAUUGGUAAAAUAUCCUCAUCGACAUGGGGGCGAGUGUCGUGAGCCCACCCGCGGACUGGAAGGCGUCACAGCCUGAGAGCGCAAGUUCCUCAUCUUCCGGCAGACGUGACUCGGAUACGCUUGCCAUGGCAUCGCUCAACGAUGCCGAGAUGGCGGGGACAUUUUCUUCGGUAGCCAAGCUUUCGCUAGUUGCGGGUGGUUAUCCAGGUCUUCAAAUCGCCAUACCCAUUCUGCACAAGUCCCAUUGCGACGUUGAAAUGCGGUAUACCCAAGACUAUGUGCGUGGACCGCCCUUCUCGACAUUCAGGAGGGAUUCUGCGGAGAUGAGUCUGAUCCAGGCUGGGAUUGGUGCGAGUACCCUUCGUAGAGGCGUAUCACGCUACUCAGCCAUUAACGACCAAUUCACUCUCUUGUUGGUCAUGUCAAUGUCGCCGGGGUCGUCCAUCAACCCCGAUAGAGGACAAAAAUCAGUACAGCCACAAAAAUCGGAAGACGAGUUCGUAUUGAGGCCUUGA